UGGUUGAACUGAUUUGUGGGUUAUAAAGCCUUUUUGAAUGACCCCCCUUUCUCGAGCCAUUUUUCUUCAAAGUAAUGACCUGGGCACAAUUCAAAAUGAGCGAACACACUAUGCAUGCAUUACUAUAGAACUUUAGAGUGGGAGAGACCCAGAGAAGGGGUGAACCGGAGGUCAGCGCGUCUAACAAAUAUUAAAAUGUACUGGGACUCGUGACACGCCUCGCUGUUUAACAAAGACUGCCAAAGUGCGAGAUUAAUAUGAAAACUUGAGAGUCCACAACAAAAUGCCUUAUAUCGCCCAAUGGUAUUGUAGAGCUCACAGCGGCUUGAGGCUAACGUGCAUUUUAUUUUUAGUUGUUUUAGGACAGAGAUGGCUGCGUUGUGUGGGGAAAGCCCCUUCUUGUUGCCAGCAAGAUAAAGCCUCAAAACGGAAAAUAUUACGGCACGAUGACUCCUGUUGUCGAAAUUGGUGGCUUGGUGUUUUUUUCUUAUUUUUGCUUUUCUGAGCUCUUGAGUCGGUUGAGGAUUUUCUUGGAUGUUCUAAUUUCUGCCUGUCUGUUAUCGUCGCGUGAUGUUAAAGAUGAGCUCGAGGGGACCCACGGAAAUGAGAGGGAGUUGAGCACACAAAGGUAUCACGGCGAGGUCACGGGCUAAACCUGUGGCUUUGGAGAAAGGAGUGAGGGGGGGUUUAGACGGAGGGACUCGCAUAGGAACGGUUGAAACGGAAAGAAAGGGUUUGGAGCGGCGACAAUCCCCUGCAAAGAGCGCGUACCGCAAAGGAGAGGAGAUACGGGCGAGAGACUACACAAAUGCGAGGUGCGACGCUCAGAGUAAAAAAACACAACUGCUCGGACCUUCUGCUAGGAGGGGAGUGAAAUCUUGAAGGGCACUUGAAGACACCCCCCCCCCCCCCCCCCCCCCUUCUCUACCAUCUUCUAUUCACCAAGUCAUGCCACAAGAAAACUUUUUUGGCGAGGGAUGUCCCAUGAAGAAUCUCUUGAAAAUGUUAGCGCGAGUGAGAAUCUUCGCAGGACGAGAGAUGGCAGCGUUCAAGUUCCUUCUCGUUAUCAAGAAGUUGUAUCCUUGCAUAAAAUCUAGAAGUGAUAAAGGACAAUAUCUCGGUCAGCUUCCAAGAGGCCAUUGGAAAGAGACCGUCACGUGACAUCUAGUGCCAAUGUUCUUCCAGAAGGUCGUCAGGACCCUGGUAGCCGGUAACUCGAUUUUUGGAAAUGCAGAAAACGACCUACUACGACAACUCGACACUUUUCGGAGGAUACUCGUACCAGGGGGCAAACGGUUUUGGCUAUGAUGCCCCGGCACCAGCCUUCCAGAACUCAGCGCAUCUUGAGGGUGACUACCAAAGGUCUGCAUGCUCCCUACAGUCGCUCGGCACCAGCGCACCCCCACAGCCUCAGCAUGCCAAGACGAAAGAGCUUAAUGGGAGCUGCAUGCGGCCCAGUCUGCCACCUGAACACCACCCACCCCCCCAGGUUUCCCCUCCUCAGAACGCUGUAAACGUUGCUGCCUCAAAUGCCACCCAGCAGCCAGGCAGUAGCGGUGGUGGCGGGGCUGGCGGCGGGGGCACAGCCAAAUCGUCAUCCAAGUCGUCUUCUCUGGCCCCAAACCCAACUCUCACGAAGCAAAUCUUUCCUUGGAUGAAGGAGUCACGUCAGAACACCAAGCAAAAAAACAGCUCCCCUAGUGCAAGCUCAGCUAACGCGGAGAGCAGCGGUGGUGAGAAAAGCCCUCCGGGUUCUGCAGCUUCCAAGAGAGCACGCACCGCUUACACCAGCGCUCAGCUGGUGGAGCUCGAGAAGGAGUUUCACUUCAACCGAUACCUGUGCCGGCCGAGGCGCGUGGAGAUGGCCAAUCUGCUCAACCUUAGCGAGCGGCAGAUCAAGAUUUGGUUCCAGAACAGGCGGAUGAAGUACAAGAAAGAUCAAAAGUUGAAAGGCAUCGGCUCGUCCUCAGGGGGGCCGUCCCCCACAGGAAGCCCACCUCUUCCAAUGCAGUCCUCAGCUGGUUUCAUGAACUCUAUGCACUCAAUGGGCAGUUAUGACGCUCCCUCCCCACCAUCUUUUAACAAGCCCCAUCAAAAUGCAUAUGCCAUGUCAACAGCCUAUCAGAACCCAAUGAAAGGUUGCCCACCCCAACAGAAGUAUGGAAACACUGCACCGGAUUAUGACCCACACGGGCUACAGGGUAACAGUGGCACCUAUGGGACACCAAACAUGCAGGGUAGCCCCGUGUAUGUGGGAGGUAGCUAUGUUGAUGCCAUGCCUGCCACUGGGCCUUCUAUGUAUGGCCUCAAUCACCUACCACACCACCAGUCGGCAAGCAUGGACUACAACGGUGCCACACAGAUGUCGACGAACCAGCACCAUGGACCGUGUGACCCACAUCCGACAUACACGGAUCUGUCUGCGCACCAUCCUUCUCAGGGUAGAAUCCAAGAAGCCCCCAAGUUGACUCAUCUGUAGCAGGUUUGGACAAAUAAUAAUAAAUAAAAAAAAAUGAAAGGAAGACAAAACGAAACAGACUAACCCAUGGGGCGAUGCAAUGGGGUUGAAAAAGAUGAUCCAGUGGUUUCUUGCCAUGACUAGAACACCGGUUAAUGUCAAUGUUGUCCUUUCAUUCAUACGUGAACAUACCUGAAUUUAGUAUCCAUAGGUCUAAAUACCCCUUUAAAAUGAUACACUGUAAAGUGUAAAAGUGAAAAGUGGCUAGUUUAUGCCAAGGAAUAGACUGUCUAGCUGUAUGACCUCAUUACAUUAUCUUAAAUGUUUGUGUACUUCUUCAGCAUUGUCACUGCAUUCCUCACACUUUGGAGAGUGGUACGGUAUACCCUACAUUUAAACUUACUGGUGCAAGAAAACCACUGGAUUGUUUUCGUCCACUACCCUUAUUUCACAUACCUCUUUUUUAAAAACGUCACACAAAUGUCAAUUUUUUAUUAACUUGUUCCCAAAACUGCAGCAGAGUGGCACCUUGUCUUUAGCAAGACGGUGAUAAAGAUAUUCAUCUCUUUUAAGUCCGUUAUACACUAUGCUACCUAUCACUAUUAAUGAGAAAUAAAUAUAAUUUUGUUAUGGCUUUGACACAGGGUAAAAAAGAAGAGUUGAGAAUACUAGUAAAUUAAAGCUCAUUCCCUCAACUCGCUGUCCCCUCCCUCUCCCUCAUACUCCCUUCCCCAGUUCUCUAUCUUUCCCAAUCUUUGGGUUGACCUACAUUAGUCCAAACUAAUAUAAAAGGCCCACAUUUUCUCAUAUCUUGACUUAACGUGGAAACAGGGUAUAUUUGAACAAAAAUGAAUGUCCGGGAAACCAAGCUACAGCGCAGACGUCUCUGUUUACGCCUAAUGCGCUCUGGUCUGGGCAUCAUUGUUGCACUUAGAGUUUACAUUUAAUGGGUGAGGAAGAAAAGUAAAUCUUAUUUUGAAUCGGAAGACCUUCAAUCAGCGUCUUUCGCUAAGUGUGUUCAAGUGAACAUUCAUAAAUAUAUAUUUAUUUGUUAUAGCCAGUUUAAAUACUUUCUUUUUUGUAUUAUUUAUCCCCAUGUAUUUAUAUCGAUAAAAUGUACUUUUUUAGUAUCUACCUGUUAUAAAAAGACGCUGUGUUCUUGUCAUUGUAACAAAUUAAUUUUUAGUUCUUGUAUUUUAGAAAUAUGUAGGUUUAUGUUACCCUUGUAUAAAUAAUGUCUUGACUUGUACAGGGGGCGCAAGAACGGAAUCAAACCGUUCCCGCAUAGUCGAGAAUUAGACGAAAUAUAGCGAAACAUUUUGAGAACUUCAUUUGUCCUUUGUAACUACUUUUAUUUCCUUGUUAAGAGUUGGUUGUUGAACAAUUCUUUAAUAAAAUGUUAUGUUAUUCA
Rhinichthys klamathensis goyatoka is the source of this 3869-nucleotide messenger RNA. RefSeq names its product homeobox B3a (gene hoxb3a). The record is from RefSeq and is a predicted model, not a curated record. NCBI's taxonomy places the organism in Eukaryota, Metazoa, Chordata, Actinopteri, Cypriniformes, Leuciscidae. Gene Ontology annotation, molecular function: DNA-binding transcription factor activity, RNA polymerase II-specific; RNA polymerase II cis-regulatory region sequence-specific DNA binding. The transcript is spliced from 5 exons. Gene Ontology annotation, cellular component: nucleus. The coding region runs from base 1229 to 2479 and encodes 416 amino acids. Gene Ontology annotation, biological process: regulation of transcription by RNA polymerase II.